Nelumbo nucifera (sacred lotus) is the source of this 1995-nucleotide messenger RNA. Its product is annotated as alkaline/neutral invertase A, mitochondrial-like. Gene Ontology annotation, cellular component: mitochondrion. The record is from RefSeq and is a predicted model, not a curated record. Gene Ontology annotation, biological process: sucrose catabolic process. Lineage: Eukaryota; Viridiplantae; Streptophyta; Magnoliopsida; Proteales; Nelumbonaceae. Gene Ontology annotation, molecular function: endo-alpha-N-acetylgalactosaminidase activity; sucrose alpha-glucosidase activity.
AUGAUGCCUUGUUUUAGAAUCCUAUCAGCAUUCUUUGGAUUGCUACCACCAAAAUGCCAUCAAUCAGUCGUCAAUAAUUUAUCUAAUUUUCAAUACAAAUUAAUACAAGACCGUCAUCUACAUCAUCAUCUUUGUCCAAUUUUUGGUUUUAAACGUGCCAUCGUUCCAAAUCAGAGACCAUUUCAUGUUCCUGAUUCGAGUUGGGGUCAAUCAAGGGUUUUGUCUAAUUAUUGUGAUGUUGGUAAAGACAGAGGCACUUCUAUCAUUUCUAAUGUUGCUUCUGACAUCCAGCAACCUACUUCCGUUGAGUGUCAUGCUAAUGAUAAGAAAUUAGACAAUAUAUACAUUCAAGGUGAAAUCAACAAGAAGCCUCCUAUUGUUGAAAGGAUUGAAAGUGUUGAUGUAGGCAAAGGACAGAAAGAAGUACAACCUCCAAUAAGAGGAGAUAGUUGUUUAAAUGUAAAUAUAGGGAGUUCAGAAGAUUUGAAGCAGGCUGCUAAGGUUUCAACAUGCAUAACUGAGACCUCGGAGAUUGAAAAAGAGGCAUGGAAGUUGAUGCAGAAUGCGGUUGUCUAUUAUUGUGGAAGACCAGUCGGGACUGUUGCCGCCAAUGAUCCUACCGAUGAGCAACCGAUCAAUUACGACCAGGUAUUCAUUCGUGAUUUUGUCCCGUCCGCGCUUGCCUUCUUGCUUCAAGGAGAAGGAGAGAUCGUUAGAAAUUUUCUUCUCCAUACUUUGCAAUUGCAGAGUUGGGAGAAAACUGUGGAUUGCUACAGCCCAGGGCAAGGGUUGAUGCCAGCAAGUUUUAAGGUUACAACUGUAAACCUUGAUUCUAAUACUAGAGAAUUUGAGGAAGUUCUAGAUCCAGAUUUUGGUGAGUCAGCUAUUGGACGUGUUGCCCCAGUUGAUUCCGGGCUAUGGUGGAUUAUCUUGUUAAGAGCUUAUGGAAGGAUCACAGGUGAUUAUUCAUUGCAAGAAAGGGCUGACGCACAAACCGGCAUAAAAUUAAUUCUAAAUUUGUGUUUGACGGAUGGGUUUGACAUGUUCCCUUCUUUAUUAGUCACGGAUGCCUCCUGCAUGGUAGAUCGUCGAUUGGGUAUUCAUGGCCACCCCCUUGAGAUCCAAGCAUUGUUCUAUUCAGCUCUAAGGUUUUCCCGGGAAAUGCUAAUUGUCAAUGAUGAAUCUAAGAAUCUAGUGACUGCUAUUAAUAACAGACUCCGUGCAUUGUCAUUUCACAUUAGAGAGUAUUACUGGGUGGAUAGGAAGAAGAUUAAUGAGAUAUAUCGUUACAAGACAGAGGAAUACUCUACAAAUGCCAUUAACAAGUUCAAUAUCUAUCCUGACCAAGUUCCCUCUUGGCUAGUAGACUGGAUUCCCGAGAACGGUGGUUAUCUUAUAGGCAAUUUGCAGCCAGCUCACAUGGAUUUUAGGCUCUUUACACUUGGAAACCUUUGGUCCAUUAUUUCAUCUUUGGCCACUCCAAAACAGAAUGAGGGUAUAUUGACUCUAAUUGAAGACAAAUGGGUUGAUCUUAUGGGGCAUAUGCCUCUUAAGAUAUGUUACCCUGCUUUGGAGUAUGAUGAGUGGCGCUUAAUCACGGGUAGUGACCCAAAGAAUACCCCUUGGUCAUAUCAUAAUGGUGGAUCAUGGCCAACACUUUUGUGGCAGUUGACAUUGGCUUGUAUCAAGAUGGGAAAGCCAGAAUUGGCAAGAAAAGCAAUUACUUUAGCAGAGAGGAAGCUCUCAGUGGACCAGUGGCCUGAAUAUUAUGACACUUAUAGUGGAAGGUUCAUUGGGAAGCAAUCACGACUCUUUCAAACAUGGACGAUUGCUGGGUACUUAACAUCCAAAAUGCUAUUGAAUAAUCCAGAGAAGGCAUCCAUGUUGUUAUUGGAUGAGGACUAUGAGCUUUUAGAGACUUGUGCUUGUGCAUCAAUCCAGGGUGGACGCAAAAAGUGCUCACUUGGGGCAGCCAGAUCACUUGUUUUUCAAUAA